This is a messenger RNA of Symbiodinium sp. CCMP2592, 237 nucleotides long. The record is from the annotation of a GenBank genome assembly. Lineage: Eukaryota; Dinophyceae; Suessiales; Symbiodiniaceae.
AUGGCAUCGGAGCCGGAGCAGAAGGAAGAGCCAGGUGAGCCUCUUGCAGAGGCUGCGCAGCCCCACGCAAUGGAGGCUGACGCGACGGACGUCCAAGUCGCUUUCCAGGAUGACCCUGAAGCAAGCAGCGCCAGCCAAGGAGGACCAGUGGCUGAAAGCAGCACAUCGCUCAGAGCAGCGUUUGAAGCAUCGCCCACGAACGAUGGGACUGUGAGGUGGGUUUCGGGCACACCCUGA